Owenia fusiformis is the source of this 899-nucleotide messenger RNA. The record is from the annotation of a GenBank genome assembly. Lineage: Eukaryota; Metazoa; Annelida; Polychaeta; Sabellida; Oweniidae.
UUCACUAGAGAAAGGUGUUCAAUAAGACAGGUUUAACUGGAAUCUUUUUGUUUUGAGGGAAAAUGCUUAAGUGAAAAUCAAGGUCAAAUCAGAGUAUUUGUGCUAAAAUUAAUAUCACCUCAACGAUCAAAAGGAAUCACUCAAAAUCAUUCAACAUUACAUUGAUGUAACCAAAACUGUAUUCUGUUAAUUAUAUUACUUACGUCAUUGAUUAAUCUUCCGUAGAUAGCCUAUCAAAUUGGACCAUAAAUCACCAGCUAUGAUGCGACAGGUAAUCUCCGUGUUCUUCAUAUGUGCAACAAUCCUAUAUGUCAAGGCUGUGCCACCACGAUGCACAAGAGCAGAUAUCAAGAAGCUGAAUAGCACAGUAAUUAACUCGAAGAGCGAACUGAUUGAAGCAUUCAAUAGCAAAUUACAAGUGAUCAAGAAUGACAUAAAAUCCGAACUAGCCAAUGAAAUUGUUAAUCUCUCCGACAAACUUACUAAUGAAAUUAACCAAAAUGAAGAAAAACUGAAAAUUGAUGUGAAUAUUGUGAAUACUGAAGUGCUUAAAGUAAACACAAAACUGGACCAGAUCAAAAAUGACAUCAAAGGAGAACUGAAUGAUGAAACCGAUCAGCUGACUGAAAGUAUUAAUCAAAAAUUUGAUGAUCUGAAUAAAAAGCUGAUUGGAAGCAUUCAACAUUACACUAGUUCAGAUGAAGAAUGCCAUUAAAGAUGAACUUACUACUGAAAUCAAUCAAAAUGGAGAUAAGCUGAAUGCGCUGAAGACACAACUGACAAUAACAACUAAUGAACUGAGUGAUUGUGCAUGUGAGAGGAAACGACGUAAGUCCAGCGAUUUUUGUUGUUCCAUAAUUUUGAUUGACACAUACUAAUCUCAGUCAUACAGAAUAGGC